This is a messenger RNA of Perognathus longimembris pacificus (Pacific pocket mouse), 1158 nucleotides long. It is a transcript of the gene Sh3gl3, whose product is annotated as SH3 domain containing GRB2 like 3, endophilin A3. Gene Ontology annotation, biological process: synaptic vesicle uncoating; endocytosis. Bases 97 to 1140 code for a protein of 347 amino acids. Gene Ontology annotation, molecular function: protein binding. The record is from RefSeq and is a predicted model, not a curated record. Lineage: Eukaryota; Metazoa; Chordata; Mammalia; Rodentia; Heteromyidae. Gene Ontology annotation, cellular component: glutamatergic synapse; presynapse; cytoplasm. The transcript has 9 exons.
CGGGGACCGGCCCGGGCUCCCGCUUCCCCAGCGCCUCGCGGCCGCGGGGCCCGGCCGAGCUCGGAGACCACCCCGCUCGGGCCGGGCGCCGCCGUGAUGUCGGUGGCGGGGCUGAAGAAGCAGUUCCACAAAGCCAGCCAGCUGUUCAGUGAGAAGAUAAGUGGAGUGGAAGGAACAAAGCUGGAUGAUGAAUUUCUGGACAUGGAAAGGAAAAUCGAUGUCACCAAUAAAGCUGUUGCAGAAAUUCUUUCCAAAGCCACUGAGUACCUCCAGCCGAACCCAGCAUACAGAGCUAAGCUAGGAAUGCUGAACACGGUGUCGAAGAUCCGGGGGCAGGUGAAGACCACCGGGUACCCACAGACGGAGGGCCUGCUGGGCGACUGCAUGCUCAAGUAUGGGAAGGAGCUCGGGGAGGAGUCCACCUUCGGCAAUGCAUUGGUAGAAGUUGGCGAAUCCAUGAAGCUAAUGGCAGAGGUGAAAGACUCCCUUGAUAUUAAUGUAAAGCAAACAUUUAUUGAUCCGCUUCAGUUACUACAAGACAAAGAUUUAAGAGAGAUUGGGCACCACUUGAAGAAGCUGGAAGGCCGCCGCCUGGAUUACGAUUAUAAGAAGAAGCGAGUAGGUAAGAUACCAGAUGAAGAAAUCAGACAAGCAGUAGAAAAAUUUGAAGAGUCCAAGGAGUUGGCUGAAAGAAGCAUGUUUAAUUUUUUAGAAAACGAUGUCGAGCAAGUUAGCCAAUUGGCUGUGUUCAUCGAGGCAGCAUUAGACUAUCACAGACAGUCCACAGAGAUCCUACAGGAGCUGCAGAGCAAGCUGCAGCUACGAAUCUCGGUGGCUUCCAGCAUCCCCCGGAGGGAAUAUAAGCCCAGGCCCGUGAAGAGGAGCUCGAGUGAACUCAAUGGGGUUUUCAGCAUCAAUGCAUCCAAGACUGCAGGUUCUAGCAUUCCCAUGGACCAUCCCUGCUGCCGUGGUCUCUAUGACUUUGAGCCAGAAAACCAAGGAGAAUUAGGAUUUAAAGAAGGGGACGUCAUUACAUUAACCAAUCAAAUAGACGAAAACUGGUACGAAGGGAUGCUCCGCGGGGAGUCAGGCUUCUUCCCCAUCAACUACGUGGAGGUGAUCGUGCCUUUACCUCAGUAAACGUGUGCUCUGGUUACU